AUAUCUACUUACUAUGCAGGUGGUAUGGCAAAUAGGAUGUUUAGUGAUCCAUUGACACCAACACAUUCACCGGCCAAGACACCAGUGGUGCCCACACGAUCCUCCCCACGCACGAGGACGGCGAAAUCCCUGGCCGAGCCUGCGUCCCGAGCAUCGAAAAUAAAGUGGACUCCUGAUAUGGAUCAGAUAAUGAUCGACAUAUUUUUGGAACAAGUGGCAUUGGGACGCAAAGGCGAUAAUGGUUUCAAACGUGAGGCGUACCAAAGUGCCGCCGACACCAUUACAAAGCAUACCAAUGUAGUCCUCAAGUGGCAGAAUGUCUCUAACCGACUAAGGUAUUACAAGAGGGAGUACACUGCAGUGAAGGAUAUGCUAUCGGCGAGCGGGUUCGGAUGGGACAACGAGCGGAUGGUGGUGACGGCUCCUGAUGAAGUCUGGGAGGAAUAUAUCAAGUCUCACCCUCGUGCGGAGAAACUCCGCGGUAAACGGAUUGAGAGAAUGGAUGAUCUUGCAACUAUCGUCGGUUCCGACCAGGCAUCGGGACGUUUUGUCCAAGGCAGUAGGACUAUAGCCGCAUCAGCAUCAUCAUCUCGUCUUCAACAAGAACUCAAUGAUGCAUGGAGAGAGCUGGAUGAUGACCUCGAUGAUACAAUUGACUUGUCAGAUGAUUUUGUCACAGACUCUGUAAGGACCAUCCCAUUUUCGCCAGACAGUCCUUCGAUUGGACAAUAUGGCUCACGUAGCACUCCCACUCACAUGUCUAAUUCCAAUGCCACUCAAAGUGGGAGUGCAAACAGGAAACGAUUGCGCCCUGCUCGUCCUUGUGAAGUACUCGGGGCCUCUCUACAGACCGUUGCCGACUCAAUGCUUAAAUUUGGCCUCGGCAAGUCAGUGAAUCGCACUUCUAAAGUACUUGAUAUACUAGAAGAGGUCCAGGGCCUGACCAACUCAGAGUUCUUUGAGGUUGGUCAGCUCUUGAGUAAGGACAAGGAUCUGGCAUCGUUUUUUGUGAGUCUGCGACCUGAGCGUCGCAUUGACUGGUUGAAGAAAACACUUCAUGACCACUUUGGUGAUCGAGGUGUCGGAUCCAUCUGAGGAUUCGCAUUUCUGGGUUUGUUGUUUUGGCUGUUAGUUGUUGGUCUGUAAUAACUUUGAAUUACAUGAUUUUCUUGGAUGAUUUGAUAACUUGCUUUAAUUUUUGGGACUGACACAUGGUAGUAUAUACGAAUAUGACAAUUAUGCUAUGGCCAUGACUUUAAUGUAAUCAAUUAUACUUUUAUGGUUUCACAUGCAUCCAUUGGUUAGUUUA
Molecule: messenger RNA, 1309 nt
Organism: Magnolia sinica
Lineage: Eukaryota; Viridiplantae; Streptophyta; Magnoliopsida; Magnoliales; Magnoliaceae
Exons: 2
Coding region: 25-1095 (356 amino acids)
Source: RefSeq, a predicted model, not a curated record